AUGCAUCAAAGCUUCGUCUACAUCGACUCAUCUCUACUCGCGUUGGCAUUACUCCUAUUUUCAAUACUUCUGCCGGCUUAUUCAUGUGUCCACUGCAUCAAGAAGAAGUCGACGAAGAAGGCAAAGGGCUCAAAAUCAGAAGACGAACUCGUCAAGUCACUAGUAAAGAAGUUGGACAGAGCCAAGAAAGAAAUGAAGGCUGAGACACCAAAGAAGCCUACUUUGGAAGCGGAUGGGGCAGCUAAAGUUGAAAAGAAACCUGGGGGUGGCAAAGCGGACAAUUCUCCCAAAGAUGAUCAGCUUCUACAAGCAAAGGGAGGAGAUGUAAAGAAAGCUCCACUUCCCGCGGACAAAGGCAAGGAAGAGGGAAAAGAGGUUAAAGCUUCCUCACGUAAUGAUAUCAUCAGCAUACCUAUCGGUGUCAAAAUUGGACAAUAUAUGGUGGAAGAGGCUUUGGGUUCUGGCGGCUGUGGUGUUGUCUACAAAGUCAAAACAAAAAGUGGCGAAUAUCACGCAAUGAAACUUGAACGAACGGACCAGAAGAGGCGAGAUCAACUCCUUCCUUUAGAAGCGCACGUUCUCAAGCAGCUACAGUUUACUGACUACGCUGCAAAAUUUAUUGAAUAUGGAAAAUGCUCAUCAAAAGACCUGUCAUUUCAUGUACUUGUUAUGGCCCUUCUAGGCAAGUCUAUAAGUGAUUUGCAGGACAAGAGACCUAAAUUCAAGUUCACAACUGGGACCGUCCUUCGAAUUGGUUUGCAGGCGUUAAGGGGAAUUGCCUUUCUUCACAGCAUUUAUUACGUUCAUAGAGACGUCAAGCCGUCCAAUUUUGCCAUUGACCGAAACAAUCAGAAGAGAGUGUAUCUGAUAGAUUUUGGACUGUCACGGUCAUUGAGGAAGAGGGCAACAAAGCUUUUGAGGAAGCCUAGAGCAGGUGUGCCCUUCCGUGGAACUCCAGGCUAUUGUAGUUUGAAUGCGCAUAAACGUGUCGAGCUUGGCCGUCAUGACGAUCUCUGGUCUCUCGUCUAUAUGAUGGUUGAUUUGAACAAUGGUUCCUUGCCUUGGUUCGGUCAGGAGAAUAGAGAACAUGCUGCAGUUUUGAAGGAAUUUCUGAUUGAAAGUGAAUAUAUGCAUGGCUGUCCACUCGCAUUCAGAUCAAUUAUGGACUACCUCCGUACUUUAACCUACAAGCAAAGACCCGACUAUCACGGCCUGGAAUCUAUCUUUAUUCAAAUGCUUGAAGCACGGGAUAUUAGCAGCAAUCAGCCAAUGGAUUGGGAGCCUCUUUAUAUAAAGAGACCGGAGGAAGUAAGAAAGCCAUCAGCUGCCAAAAACCCCAAAGCAACCGAUACUGUCGUUGAUUUGGCGGAUAAAACUCAGGACUCCAACACUCCACAAUCUGGAUCUGGAUAACUUGAAAAGCGUCUUGAAGUAUAUAUGAAUAUUGGGGGAUAUCUAUAAAUUCACUAUAUCUAAUUGAAUAUAUUUUUGUUUGUUGUCUUUUCUUUGUUAUAAUAAAUUGUAGGAAUAAAAACAAUUGUUAAUUAUGUCCAAUAAUUAGUAUUUAGUAUAUGAUCUGCCUCACACAGAAUUCCAUUUUUUGACUCAUAUACUUCCGCGUUCCGUAUUUUGCAAUGUAUUACCCGCCGAUUUUACACCUAUAAUUUUGGUCUUAUUAAAAAAAACUAGUUGG
Messenger RNA from Meloidogyne enterolobii, 1693 nucleotides. Lineage: Eukaryota; Metazoa; Nematoda; Chromadorea; Rhabditida; Meloidogynidae. The record is from the annotation of a GenBank genome assembly.